Molecule: messenger RNA, 2026 nt
Organism: Gasterosteus aculeatus aculeatus (three-spined stickleback)
Lineage: Eukaryota; Metazoa; Chordata; Actinopteri; Perciformes; Gasterosteidae
Source: RefSeq, a predicted model, not a curated record
GAGUGUUUGGGUCACAAAAUACUUUCUCUUUUCAUCCUGAUAGAGAAUCAGUGUUGAAGCAUUUGAAAGAAUGUAAAGUUUAUGAGUUCCUAUUUUUAAGCACCUGAUGAAAGUGUUUUUAAUGCAGCGAUGAACACGACAGCGUCUUUGUUUCUCUCUGUCGCUUCUAUUCAGUCAGGAAAUGAAACCAGCUGCAAAACAAAUAGGCAAGAAAAGACGUCCUGAAUCCUGAAUGACAGGUUUGUUUUUGUGUAACUGUUCGAUGGAUAACAAGUUGAAGCUGUGCUUGGUGAACAGUACAGAACAUAAAUUGCUUUAGUUUUAGUUCCUUUUAUAAAGGGAACCUCAUGAGGACUGAGGGGAGAUCGUGUGAAAGGAGGAAGUAACAAACGCGUUGUGGUGAAAAACGUACUUGAAGAAGAUUCAGGAAACACUUUCAGACUCAGUCUGCUCCGUCCAACUGUCGCUCUACUGUCACUUCACCCUCGACGACAUGAACGAGAUGAGAAUUGUAAUAUUAGGAAAAACAGGAGUUGGGAAAAGCAGCCUGGCGAACACCAUAUUAGGAGAGGAACUGUUCCAGACCGGCUUCAAUGGCGUCUCUGCAACAAGUGAAUGUCAAUCAGAAACCAGACGUGUCGAUGGAAGAGACGUCACCUUGAUCGACACUCCUGGUUUGUUCGACACGGGUCGACCUGAAGAGGAGCUGAAGGCUGCAAUAGUGAAGUGCAUCACAGAGUGCUCUCCUGGGCCUCAUGCUUUUAUCAUAGUGUUUAAGGUGGAGAGAUUCACAGAUCAGGAGCAGGAAGUGAUCAAUAAAAUAACAUACUUCUCUGAAGAAGCUUUCAAGUAUGCAACAGUCCUCUUUACUCAUGGUGACCAGCUGGAGGAAGGACAAACCAUUGAGGAAUAUUUCCACAACAAUCAUCUUGUUAGUGAUCUGAUAAAGAAGUGUGGAGGCCGCUGCCACGUCGUUGAUAACAAAUACUGGAAGAACAACCAGCCGGAUGAUUACAGGAGCAACCAGUUCCAAGUGAAGCAGCUGAUGAAGACCAUCGAUCACAUGAUUGAGGCAAACAAGGGAAGCUGCUUCACCAACGAGAUGCUACAAGCUGUGGAGAAACUGAGACUAGAGGAGGAGGAAAAGAUCAGACAGUCAUCAGGAAACAUGACAGAGGAUGAGAUCAGAGAGGAGGCUAAAAAGAAAAGGCGUUUGAAUAAAUUUGCAGAUGUUACAACAUUUGCAACGGUAGGAGUUCUUUUUGGUGGUGUCCUGGGCGUUGGAGGAGCAUCAGUAGGACUAGCAGCAUUCUUAGGGAUGGUGGCAGGUGCUUUAGCAGCAGCGAUCCUAAAGAGGGUACAGUGCCGCUAAGGAAGCUCACACAGCACAGGAGUCCCCAACGAGUGAAGCAACCUCUAUCUGGAAUGAUCAGGAAAAAACAGCAAAGAACAAAUCUGAAUCAAAACCUUUAAUUGGCUUUGAUUCUUAGAAUGUGUCAUUAAACCUUUCUGACAGACUUUUCGGGUAAUUACGCCCGAUGAGAAGGCCCCUCCCCCAAUUCGCUAAGAAAUACAUUUUCUUCAUAAAUUAUGUUAUGUUUUCAUUACAUUUCAUUCUCAAUACAUCCCUGGGUGGGCUUGAACCAACAACCUUUCAGUUAACAGCCAAACACACUGAUCAAUUAGGCCACAGAGACCUUUCUGACAGACUUUUGGGGUAAUUAGGCGCAAUGGCAAGGCCCCUCCCCCAAUUAGUUUAGAAAUAAAGAGUCUUCAUAAAUUAUGUUACGUCUGCAUUUGUCCCACCUCCUUUAAACAACAUGGAAUCUUUAACCAUUGAUGGUGUUCGUAUGUAACAGGUUGAACUUCUUGCGUGAGCUUUCUUCUAUUUUCUGACUCUUUUCUAAAGCGUGUUGCAACAGCUGCAGAGCAAAGUGCUUCCUGACUAAAUUAAAGUUCAAUCUUUUCUUAUUUUUAGUGCCUGAUAUGUUGUUUCUUAUGUGUAUUAUCAACUGUGGCCACAAAC